CUCGGAGAGGCGUGGGCUGCGCCCUUGUGUGAGCGCUCUGGGCUUGGCCUUGAACAUCGGGAUGGCGAGAACCGCCGAGCAGUGAAACUUCAGAAACCUCAACCAUCUGGAACUGAAAACCUCAUGUGGGGCUGACUGCAGCUUCUAGAACAUCCAGGUGUUCUGCAGAUGUGAGAAUUUAUUCCGCAGUCACCAGAUCGAGUCCCAGACAGCUGCAAGGCUUGUGAUGUGGCCUGAACAGCCUUAAAUACAGAGGGGUCGCUUGUCGAGUGGCCAGAAAGUGGUCACUGAUACUGAUGCUAACUGUUAAACCCAGCUGGUAGUCUUGUUAAGUUGCAGCGGGGAAAUAUUUCCUGCGGAGGGGCAAGCCAAGUUAGGGGUUGCAAGUUUCCUGACUCUCUUGCAUUAGAUUUGCAGAUGAAGGCCUCAUUUCUGUAGUCUCCGCCAUACCUGGAUCAGCACCACUGCCACCACUAUGUUCCCACAAACUUCUCUCCAUCUCGCCAGGGACUCUGUGUGUUGAAAGUGAACAGACAGAGAGAGAGAGAAAGAGAGGAGAAAGAGAAAAGCCUCUAGUGGACCCACCAGACACCUGGAAUCUUCCCCCUUCCUACCAUGGGCUGGCUUUUUCUGAAGGUUUUGUUGGUGGGAGUGGGUUUCUCUGGACUUCUUUAUCCUUUUGUGGAUUUUUGCAUCAAUGGGAAAACAGCAGGCCAGAGACCAAAUAUUGUGAUCAUUUUGGCUGAUGACAUGGGGUGGGGUGACCUAGGAGCAAACUGGGCAGAAACCAAGGACACUGCCAACCUUGAUAAGAUGGCUUCGGAAGGAAUGAGGUUUGUGGACUUCCACGCGGCCGCGUCCACCUGCUCACCCUCCCGCGCAUCCCUGCUCACCGGCCGGCUGGGCCUUCGCAAUGGAGUCACGCACAACUUCGAAGUCAGCUCGCUGGGGGGCCUCCCGCUCUCCGAAAGCACCUUGGCUGAGGUGCUGCAGCAGUCUGGCUAUGUCACCGGCAUCAUAGGCAAAUGGCAUCUCGGGCACCAUGGCUCUUAUCACCCCAACUUCCGUGGUUUCGAUUACUACUUUGGGAUCCCGUACAGCCAUGACAUGGGCUGUACUGACACCCCAGGCUACAACCACCCUCCCUGCCCAGCGUGCCCACCAGCGGGUGGCCCACUGAGGAAACACGAGAGGGACUGUUACGUGGACGUGGCCCUUCCUCUCUAUGAAAACCUCCGCAUCGUGGAGCAGCCUGUGAACCUGAGCAGCCUUGCAGGGAAGUAUGCUGAGAAGGUAGCGCAGUUCAUCCAGCAGGCAAGUGCCAGCAGAAGACCCUUCCUACUCUACGUGGCCCUGGCCCACAUGCACGUACCCAUAUCGGCAACCCCGCUAUUGCCAAACCCACGAGGGCAAAGGCCAUACCAAGCAGGCCUUCGGGAGAUGGACAGUCUGGUGGGUCAGAUCAAGGACAAAGUUGACAGCACAGCAAAAGAACACACGUUCAUCUGGUUUGCAGGAGACAAUGGCCCGUGGGCUCAGAAGUGCGAACUGGCAGGCAGCGUGGGUCCUUUCACUGGAUUGUGGCAGACACGUCAAGGUGGAAGCUCAGCCAAGCAGACCACGUGGGAAGGAGGGCACCGGGUCCCAGCCCUGGCUUACUGGCCCGGCCAAGUCCCAGCCAAUGUCACCAGUCCUGCCUUGUUAAGUGUGCUGGACAUCUUCCCCACGGUAGUGGCCCUGGCUGGAGCCAGCUUGCCCCAGGGCCGGCACUUUGAUGGACUGGAUGCCUCCGAUGUGCUCUUGGGCAGGUCGCAGAUGGGACACAGGGUGCUGUUCCACCCCAACAGCGGGGCCGCCGGGGAGUACGGAGCCCUACAGGCCGUUCGCCUGGAGCGGUACAAGGCCUUCUUCAUCACGGGUGGAGCCAAAGCCUGUGACGGGAGCCUGGGGCCAGAGCAGCGGCACGAUCUCCCUCUCAUCUUCAACCUGGAAGAGGACGCUGCAGAAGGUGCGCCACUCCCGAGGGGCGGCGCCGAGUACCAGGCUGUGCUGCCCCGGGUCAGGAAGGUUCUUACAGAGGUCCUGCAGGACAUUGCCGAUGACAACACCUCCCGAGCCGACUACACUCAGGAUCCUGCAGUAACUCCCUGCUGCAAUCCCUAUCACAUUGCCUGCCGCUGCCAAACUGUGUAACAGGCCGACUUUGCCACAAGGAGGAAUGUUUGGAAAUUAGAUGAACUGUUUUGGGCCACUACUUUGUAACUGUUCCUUCUCCAUGCUGGCUUGGGAGAACAGCUGAGCUGGCUCUUGGGGCCGUCAGCACGGUGAAAUGUGCCACGCACAGGCUUUGGAGUCAGGCACAGGGCCAGGCCCCAGGUUCUGAACUCGGGCAAUUACUUAACUUCGCUUGCAGGUUGAUUUUGAAGGUCACCUAGUACAGGAAACCGCCUUACACAUUACCUUACACAGAGCAGAUGCAUUUUUAAUACAUUUUCACUUAUAGGUCGUUCCAGGAUAGGUUCAUUCCAAGCAGUACAUGGAGCAGAGCUUCUCCAUCUUCACUGUAUAUACCGAUCACCUGGACUCUGUUGAAAACCUAGAUUCUGGCUCAGGAGGCUUGAGGGGGGUGGCGAGAGCCCGUAUUUCCAGUAGGUCCCCACAGGGUAUCUGAAGAAACUAGACAAAGUUAGGUCUCUUUCUAGGUCUCAGGGCAGAAGAAUCCAUGGAAAAGUCCCUGGUCCUCUUUUUAGGGUCAAAUUAAUGGGGUUUUGUUUGUUUUGUGGCACUAGGAUCGAACUCAUGGCCUUUAUACUGAGCUACAUUCCCCAUCCCUUUGUAUUUCUCAUUUUGAGACGGCCUCCUGCCUCAGCUUCCCAGAGUGCUGGUGUUACAGCUGUGCUUCACCAGGCCCAGCCAAAUGUAAAGUGUAUUGUAAAGAAUUUAGGAGUUCUUCCUGGCCCUCUAAAAUCUCCCAAGGCAUGAAAUGAAGUUUAAGAAACUAAAAAAAUGCAUUG
Messenger RNA from Fukomys damarensis (Damara mole-rat), 3014 nucleotides. It is a transcript of the gene Arsg, whose product is annotated as arylsulfatase G. The transcript has 12 exons. NCBI's taxonomy places the organism in Eukaryota, Metazoa, Chordata, Mammalia, Rodentia, Bathyergidae. The coding region runs from base 616 to 2193 and encodes 525 amino acids. Gene Ontology annotation, molecular function: arylsulfatase activity. The record is from RefSeq and is a predicted model, not a curated record.